UAGUAACAACUUGUUGUAUGUUAUUUUUCGAAUUAUUUAAUAUUCAUACAUUAUUUGAAUUGCAAUGUCUGUUAGUGAAAAUAAUAUGACAGACGAUGAAGAUUUUAUGGAACUGGCAUUACUUGUAGAUUUUCCUAGAAAGAGAAAGAUGUUUCUUAAACGGCCCAACCAUUUCACGAAGUGGAGAGAUGAACAGUUUUUUAAUCGUGUUCGCCUCUCCAAAAAUACUGUUUACUUCAUACUUGACCACAUUAAAGAACGUAUAGCAUCACCAACAAAUAGGAACAAUGCUGUAACCCCCGAACAGAAACUUUUGAUUACAUUACGUUACUAUGCUACAGGAUCGUUCCUAACGGUAUGCGGUGAUUUUGUAGGAGUUACCAAAUCAACAGCUAGCCAAAUCAUUCGACCUGUUUCUCAUGAAUUGGCAUUAUUAAGACCAACAUUUAUAAAUUUUCCAUCAAGUUCUACAGAAAUUGAUGCAAUAAGACAGACAUUUUAUAAUGUUGCUAAGUUUCCAAAAUGUGUUGGUGCAAUUGACUGUACUCAAGUAAGAAUUAUAUCUCCAGGAGGAUUGGAUGCAGAAAUCUAUAGAAACAGGAAGGGGUAUUUUUCUAUCAAUGUCCAGACUAUUUGUGAUGCAGAUCUCAGAAUUCAAAAUAUAGUUGCUACAUUUCCAGGAAGCAAUCAUGGCUCAACUAUUUUCAAUUAUUCGAGUAUUCGGGGUAAAUUUGAAAGAGGAGAAAUGAAGGAUAGUAUUCUUGUUGGUGAUAGUGGUUAUGCUUUGAAGACAUUUUUGAUGACACCAUUUUUGAAUCCUUUUGGCGAUGGACAAAAUACUUUCAAUGAGGCACAGAUAAGAACAAAAAAUGCUAUUGAAAGAAGUUAUGGCGUUUGGAAAAAGAGAUUUCCAGUAUUAGCUGUUGGAAUUAAUAUGAAAUUGGAGUCUGUUGAAAGCAUUAUUGUGGCAACUGCUGUACUUCACAAUAUUGCUUGCUAUUUUGGAGAACAAACUCCAAGAGUAACUCAUCAGUUAGAACAAGUAAUUGAUCUGAGCACAUUCAGUACUAGAGGCACUGUCAAUAAUGUCAAUGAGGAUGGAACUUUGCAGAGAAAUAAGCUUGUUCGAUAUUUUGAAAGUUUAUAAUAGUUUAGAAUACACUGUAAGUCUGAAGGUUUAAAUAAUGCUUGUAAAUUUUGACAACUGUUUAAUCUUUUAUUAUAUGUACAUACAAAUAAAUACUAAUAAUUUUUAUAAAAUAAAUAAUACAAAUUAUAAAACCAUAUAA
This is a messenger RNA of Aphis gossypii (cotton aphid), 1289 nucleotides long. Its product is annotated as putative nuclease HARBI1. The record is from RefSeq and is a predicted model, not a curated record. The coding region runs from base 65 to 1147 and encodes 360 amino acids. The transcript is spliced from 2 exons. NCBI's taxonomy places the organism in Eukaryota, Metazoa, Arthropoda, Insecta, Hemiptera, Aphididae.